This is a messenger RNA of Oryza sativa Japonica Group (Japanese rice), 893 nucleotides long. RefSeq lists its product as uncharacterized. NCBI's taxonomy places the organism in Eukaryota, Viridiplantae, Streptophyta, Magnoliopsida, Poales, Poaceae. The record is from RefSeq and is a predicted model, not a curated record.
UCCAUCCAUUGUUUCUGUCCUUGACCACAGCGGCAAUGGGAGAGAGAGAGAGAAAAAAAGAUACCUGAAAUCCACUUUAGCCCGGACCAUUCCGGCCGGCCGGUGAGUGGCCGGCGGGCCCCGCCACCGGCGAUGAUGCCCAGCCAUCCUGCGAGCUUUAUAUAAGCCGCAGGUGAGGGACGCUAGCUUAGCUCACAGCAGCGCGGCGAAACAAGAUUUGCAAAAACUCCUAGGCUUGUGUUUGAUCUCGAGUACAGCAAGUCGAUCGAGAGAGUGAUCUUAAUUUUGUCAGUGAGAAGAGAUGGCGUUUCUGGACGGACUGUACGGCAGCCGGAGGAGGAUGGCGACAGCGAAGGGCGCCGGCGUAGCAGGGAGGCGGCGGUCGUCGUCGGCGGUGGCGGCGCCGCGGCCGGUGAGGCAGCUGUACUGGAAGCUGAGGUCGAGGUUGCGGUCGUCGUCGAAGAGGCACGCCGGCGGCGCGGCGGCGGCGAGGUUCGGGUACGACCUGCAGAGCUACUCCCGCAACUUCGACGACGGCGUCGGCCUCGUCGUCUCCGGCCACCGCUUCUAGGCUCUCUAGCUAGGUAGCUCAUUCGGUUCGAUCCCGAGAUCGCGCGCCCUGCCAUUGCUGGAGACCGGAGAUUAUUGUUCUGGUCUACCUGCAACUCUGCAAGUGGUAUUAGUGUUAGAUUGUACUACUGUUUUUUUUUCAUAGUGCUCAUCUGGGAUGGCAAAAUUAAUGGAGAAACUACGAUCCUAACACGCUCUUGUUCAUGUAUUGUGUACAUAUACUGUAUGGACAGUAUGGUAUGGGAUGUAUAUAUACGUACGUGACACAUGAAUAUAUUCGGUUGCCAUAAUAAGCCUGAAGCUGAAGAUGUUUGUGUAUUAUA